CCGCCCUCUCACGUGUUGCCGGUUGUCAGUAGGUGCAGUAUCGGUAGCUCCCGUCUGCCUGGGUGCAUGUGUGAGGUGCAGCCAUGCUUCUGUCCGCCGUGCUUCACACCUAUUCCCUGCGUUACAUGCUGCCAGCGGCUGUCAUGCUGGGGACGGCCCCCACUUACCUGCUGGCCUGGGGCUGUUGGAGGGCCCUGAGCACCGUAUUGCCCGAGAGGCUUUACCGACGUGGGGACGACCGGCUCUACACUCUCUACCAGAGUUUGGUGCUCUUCUUCUUCCAGCACUACACCGGGGUGCAGAUAAUAAUGUAUGGUGAUUUGCCAAAGAAGGAGAAUAUUGUCUACCUGUCCAAUCACCAGUGCACAGUCGAUUGGAUCAUCGCCGACAUGAUGGCUGUACAGCAAAAUGCCCUGGGACAUGUCCGAUACGUUCUGAAGGAUGGCCUGAAAUUUCUCCCCCUGUAUGGCUGGUAUUUUUCACAGCAUGGUGGAAUCUAUGUCAAAAGAAGUGCCAAAUUUAAUGAAAAAGCAAUGAGAGAGAAGUUGCGGUCUCAGGUCAAAGCAGAAACUCAGAUGUAUCUUGUUAUUUUCCCAGAAGGAACACGUUACAACCCAGGCAUCCCAAAGGUCAUUGCUGACAGUCAAGCAUUUGCCAUGAAAGAAGGUCUUCCAGUGUUGAAGCAUGUGUUAACUCCACGUGUGAAAGCAACCCACGUUGCGAUUGAUACAAUGCAAGAUCACCUUGACGCAGUUUAUGAUAUCACAGUGGCAUACGAGGGAACGACUACCGAAGAAGGACAAAGGAAAGAGGCUCCGUCUAUGGCAGAAUUUUUGUGCAGAGAAUGCCCAAGGAUUCAUAUAGCUGUGGAACGCAUUGACGUAAAAGAUAUCCCCAAAGAACAGAUAUUUAUGAGAAGAUGGCUUCAUGAGCGCUUUGAAAUUAAGGAUAGGCUCAUGACAGAGUUUUAUGAAGCCGCUGAUCCAGGACAACGCAAUAAGUUUCCUGGAGAGGGGCACGUUGCCAAGCUUAGCAUGAAGAGAACUGUCCCCUCCUUAUUAAUUUUAACUGGUGUGACAGCUGGCAUGCUAUGUACAGAAACCGGAAGAAAACUUUAUAUCAACACAUGGAUAUAUGGGACAUUAAUUGGAUGUCUAUGGGUCAGCAUCAAAGCCUAAGCAAACUGUUUAUCGAAGAUCAGCUUUACAUUAUACCAAAACCUUUUUUCAUAAAAUGAAGACAUUGUAAAUACUGCCUUACUCAUAACGGAAUUAAAAAAAAUAGAAUGUUUGUCUCAUGCGCAAGAUCCAUGCCAUGGGGAUAUUGGUGACAGGAUGCAUGCUCCACGUGUUUUACAUUGAGACACUGUAUUCCAAGCCUUUAAACACCUUGUCGGUGUGAAAGUGAACGUUAACUCUGAGGUCCGUAACAUUAUCAUUGGGAUAACAAAAUAUUUCAUUUUUCUGCUCUUUCUAUUGACAGCAUGUUUGUGAAAACUAUUUUACAUGUUCAUGCCCUUCUCUCCUACCCCAGGAUUCAUAGCACAUUGUAUCAACAGCUAAUCCAAGUCAGGAAAACAUAAAAUGAUUUGUAAUUGUAGUGCUAAACCCUGCAUCCAACGAAAAGCAUGUUUGUUUAAUUUGUUUACUGCAUGUUUAAUACUGGUUUAUAUAUUUUUUUUGUGAGAUUAGUUUUAUAUGCAGCGCCUUUUUAUAUAUUUUAUUUUACAAUCAGAGCAAUAGUACAGAGCUAUAAUAAAUUUAUACAAAUAAUGGUGCCCAGUACCAUUGGCCCCUGUCAUAUGGUAAUAUCUUUUUGAUCAUCUAAAUGUUAAUGCAUGUGCCUCUUGUGUUUAAUUUAUCAUAAGGUUGCUUGUUUCCCCUUUGUCCUGAUAACAAAACCCAAGCCAAACUUAGGCGUUAAUGAUUAUUACGUAAAUACCUACAAAUUGCCAAUAAAAGUGUCUUGGCUGCUUUUGGAAAUGCCAAAGCUAUCUUUACCUUUCCCCAAUAAUUUUAAGAAAGCAAGCUUAUAUUAGACAUCUUUAGCAGCUUUCUCUGGCUGUGUAGUUGGGUCUCCUACAGCGAGCCAAAGUAAGUUUGUUAUAUUAAAAUACAGCAAUAGAAACCACUGAUCCUAGAAUUGUUGAGUGCCACAAGCCAUUCCCAUUAACUCUUUAACCAGAUGGAUAGAGUGAAUUAAUGGCCUUCCGCUUCCAAGACAGAGCAUCUUUUACCAUAGAAGCAGUACGAGAGUGACACUGAUUUGGAUUUGCCUCAGUUGGCCAAGAACCUUUCUGGCAGCUUAAUUUCACACAUCAGCCUUCAAUAGCUGGGAGGGUGAAUCUUAAAAUCUUCAACUUAAAAAGCUAUUUUAAAACUGUAACAAGACUAACUUUUGUUGCAUCACCUGGACAAAUGGUCACAGUGAAAGAUACAUUACUGCUGAAUUAGAUGUACCAUUGUUUAGUGCCGAGCCUAAUCUCUAGCAUGUAGAUUUAGGAUAGAGACAUGCUAUAGUGUUCAGAAGAGUGCCAUGAUCUCACAGCUUAUGUAUAAAGCCACAGUGUGAACUUCAAAUCCCAAAGGACCAGAGACAUCCCACCAUCUUAGGCCAAUACUCAGUGUGUAGUGGUGAGGCAUAAUGUUUCACAUUUAUUUGACAUAUGCUGAAAUGCUGGCUUGCCUGUGGCCUUUGAAAAUUGAGUUGGACCUCUCCGCCUGCAUAAUAGAGAGCAGGGCUGGACAGCUCUGGUGCUCAAGGACUCCAAUAUUCCAAUAUAUACUGGAAACAAGUUCUUUAAUGGAGAUCCAAAAAUUGCGGCCCUCAAGAACUGGGGCUGUGCACCAUUGAUGUAGUGUCAGUGUUCAGAAAAUUCUUGUAGUCCUCUAUGUAUUUUGUUCAAAAGCCAGACCUCAUUCACAUCUGAUUUAUUCAUGAAUGCAGUCUGUAUGAUGUACUUUUCGAAUGAAUGCUUUGUUCACCAAUAAAAUAUAAUUUUCCUAGAUCACA
Molecule: messenger RNA, 3012 nt
Organism: Spea bombifrons (plains spadefoot toad)
Lineage: Eukaryota; Metazoa; Chordata; Amphibia; Anura; Pelobatidae
Gene: AGPAT5
Product: 1-acylglycerol-3-phosphate O-acyltransferase 5
Exons: 8
Coding region: 84-1178 (364 amino acids)
Cellular component (GO): endomembrane system; mitochondrion
Molecular function (GO): acyltransferase activity
Source: RefSeq, a predicted model, not a curated record